Paramuricea clavata is the source of this 899-nucleotide messenger RNA. The record is from the annotation of a GenBank genome assembly. Lineage: Eukaryota; Metazoa; Cnidaria; Anthozoa; Malacalcyonacea; Plexauridae.
AUGGCUGCAAUAAAACGAAUCCAAGUGGUCCUAGUCAUAAUGACUGUACUACUAAUGGAAGACAAUACAAUCACACCUCGGGGAGAACCAAAGGAGUGUUACGACUACAUCGACCUUACAGUGUCUUACUGGAGAAAUAAUAGUAACGAAACGAUCAUACCAAUACUUCCCGCUUCAAUAUGUAACGGAACCCUAGGGGGACAAAGAUGGUACAAUUAUAGCAAUUUAACUGGGAUUUUCGCAAUGGAUAAGGGCAUUCGUCUUGCUAAUUCAACAGAAUUUGGAAAGACAUUCUGCCCAAAUCUAACACUAGGUCAUUUGCGUGACGAAAGUAAGGCCAAGAAUAGUUCAAGAUUAGUCUGUUUCGCAGAGUAUGCUUCAGGCCCAUAUGCAGGAAAGAUUUUUUUCCAACGUUUACUAAAGGUGACAUAUUGCGGUUCAUUCUACGUCUAUCAAUUACCGCAGUUUGAAUGUAUAAAAAACACUAGCGUACCACAUACAACGAUAUCAGGUACAAAGAUACCAUCUACAAAGAAAUUAGGCGUACCACAUAUAUCGAUAUCAGGUACAAAUAUCCUAUCUACAAAGAAAUUAGGCACCGUACCACAUACAACGAUAUCAAGUACAACGAUACCAUCUGCCAAGACAUUAGGCAUAACAAAAGGUAAGUUCUUGGUAUAUGCAACUGCGCGAGAUCAGGAGUUGUUGUUGUUUCAAGUAUUUUCUUUGUUUUAAAAGAUUAUAUAAACUUACCCGUUUGCCGUUUAGAUCCUACUCCGACUCCAACUUUCACUUUUCCCCCAAUCGCAACCACCAUGAAAAGCAAUGAAGACGUAUUUGAGAAACUAAAAAAACAGGCAAGGGAAAAAUUGAGUUUAUUUAAAGCUCACAAUAUUUAA